Pteronotus mesoamericanus is the source of this 4209-nucleotide messenger RNA. It is a transcript of the gene VARS1, whose product is annotated as valyl-tRNA synthetase 1. Gene Ontology annotation, molecular function: aminoacyl-tRNA deacylase activity; ATP binding; valine-tRNA ligase activity. The record is from RefSeq and is a predicted model, not a curated record. Gene Ontology annotation, biological process: valyl-tRNA aminoacylation. The transcript has 30 exons. Bases 337 to 4134 code for a protein of 1265 amino acids. NCBI's taxonomy places the organism in Eukaryota, Metazoa, Chordata, Mammalia, Chiroptera, Mormoopidae. Gene Ontology annotation, cellular component: cytosol.
GCCCCGCUUGUUCCUCCUCCUGAGCGCAACGGGCGGGGCGCCAUCCCACCCCAUCUCCCCUCCCCGCCCCACCAUAUCCUGCAGGGUGGCCCAGCAAACGCAGGCUGGGUAAGGCCACCCUGUCUGCCCCAGGACUUGUGGGCCGGAAACGAUCCUGUCACAAAGGGGGCAACACGUGGGUGUCGACAGGCUGGGCAGUGGUCCCAGGGAGCCAGGGUUGCAGGGAGAACCGCCCCGCCGUCCCAGCCACCAGACCUAUCCACCUUCAGCCGGCGCCCGGCUCCGUCUACUACCUUCAUCCAGUCUUUUCCAUCUGGUUCGGAGCCCAUAAUAACCAUGUCCAUCCUCUAUGUUUCCCCUCACCCCGAUGCCUUCCCCAGCCUGCGAGUCCUCAUAGCUGCGCGCUAUGGGGAGGCUGGAGAGGGACCGAGUUGGGGAGGGGCCCACCCCCGCAUCUGUCUCCAGCCUCCUCCGGCCAGCAGGACUCCCUUUCCCCCACCCCGUCUGCCUGCCUUGGAGCGGGGGUCCGGUGGGCUCUGGGUGUGGGGGGCCACAGCUGUGGCCCAGCUGCUUUGGCCAGAAGGUCUGGGAGGCCCUGGGGGCAGCCGGGCAGCCGCCCUCGUCCAACAGUGGGUCAGUUACGCGGACACGGAGCUAAUACCAGCUGCUUGUGGGGCAACGCUGCCCGCCUUGGGACUCCGCAGCUCUGUCCAUGAUCCUGAGGCUGCACUGGGGGCCCUGGGAAGGGCCCUGAGCCCCUUGGAAGAGUGGCUUCGGCAGCACACCUACCUGGCUGGGGAGGCUCCCACUUUGGCUGACCUGGCAGCUGUCACAGCCUUGCUUCUGCCUUUCCGUUAUGUGCUGGACCCCUCUGCUCGCCAAAUCUGGGGUAAUGUCACUCGCUGGUUUAUCACCUGUGUCCAGCAGUCAGAAUUCCGGGCAGUGCUGGGAGAGGUGGUUCUGUAUUCAGGGACCAGGCCUCUCUCCCAGCAGCCAGGCCCUGAGGUCACUGCACCUCCAAAGACACCUGCUCAACUCAAGAAAGAGGCAAAGAAACGGGAGAAGCUAGAGAAAUUUCAACAGAAGCAGAAGAUCCAACAGCAGCAACCACCCCCAGGGGAGCAGAAGAAACCAAAGCCAGAGAAGAGGGAGAAACGGGAUCCUGGGGUCAUUACCUAUGACCUCCCAACCCGACCUGGGGAAAAGAAAGAUGUCAGUGGCACCAUGCCCGACUCCUACAGCCCUCAGUACGUGGAGGCAGCCUGGUACCCUUGGUGGGAGCAACAGGGCUUCUUCAAGCCAGAGUAUGGACGUUCCAGUGUAUCAGCACCAAAUCCACGGGGCAUCUUCAUGAUGUGCAUCCCACCCCCAAAUGUUACAGGCUCCCUACAUCUGGGCCACGCCCUCACCAACGCGAUCCAGGACUCCCUGACCCGAUGGCAUCGCAUGCGUGGGGAGACCACCCUGUGGAACCCUGGCUGUGACCACGCCGGCAUUGCCACCCAGGUAGUGGUGGAAAAGAAGCUCUGGCGAGAGCAGGGACUGAACCGGCACCAGCUGGGCCGUGAGGCCUUUCUACGGGAGGUCUGGAAAUGGAAGGAGGAGAAGGGGGACCGGAUUUACCACCAGCUGCGGAAGCUUGGCAGCUCCUUGGAUUGGGACCGAGCCUGUUUCACCAUGGACCCUAAGCUGUCUUCAGCUGUGACAGAGGCCUUUGUCCGGCUCCAUGAGGAAGGAGUCAUCUACCGCAGUACCCGCCUUGUCAACUGGUCCUGCACCCUCAACUCUGCCAUCUCUGACAUCGAGGUGGAUAAGAAGGAGCUGACAGGUCGCACCCUGCUCUCUGUGCCUGGCUACAAGGAAAAGGUGGAGUUUGGGGUCCUCAUCUCCUUUGCUUACAAGGUCCAAGGCUCAGAGACCAAUGAGGAGGUGGUGGUGGCAACAACUCGUAUCGAGACAAUGCUGGGAGAUGUGGCUGUAGCUGUGCACCCCAAAGAUCCUAGAUACCAGCACCUGAAGGGAAAGAGUGUGAUCCAUCCAUUCGUGUCUCGGAGCCUCCCUAUCCUAUUUGAUGAUUUUGUGGACAUGGAGUUUGGCACAGGUGCAGUGAAGAUCACCCCUGCACAUGACCAGAAUGACUAUGAGGUUGGACAGAGGCACGGGCUGGAGGCCAUCAGUAUCAUGGACUCCCGAGGGGCCCUCAUCGGCGUACCCCCGCCUUUCCUGGGCCUGCCCAGGUUUGAGGCCAGGAAGGCAGUGCUGGCAGCGCUGAAGGAACGGGGACUAUUCCGUGGCAUUGAGGACAACCCUAUGGUGGUACCGCUUUGCAAUCGGUCCAAAGACGUGGUGGAGCCUCUGCUGCGACCACAGUGGUACGUGCGCUGUGGGGAGAUGGCUCAGGCGGCCAGUGCUGCCGUGACUCGGGGCGACCUCCGAAUCCUGCCUGAGGCCCAUCAGCGGACUUGGCACGCCUGGAUGGAUAACAUCCGGGACUGGUGCAUCUCCCGGCAGCUGUGGUGGGGCCAUCGCAUCCCAGCCUACUUUGUCACAGUCAAUGACCCAGCCGUACCCCCUGGGGAGGACCCUGAUGGGCGGUACUGGGUGAGUGGGCGCAGCAAGGCCGAAGCCUGUGAGAAGGCAGCCAAGGAGUUUGGAGUGUCCCCUGACAAGAUCAGUCUCCAGCAAGAUGAGGAUGUGUUGGAUACCUGGUUCUCCUCUGGCCUCUUCCCCUUUUCCAUCCUGGGCUGGCCCAACCAGUCAGAAGAUCUGAGUGUAUUCUACCCUGGCACACUGUUGGAGACGGGCCACGAUAUCCUCUUCUUCUGGGUGGCCAGGAUGGUCAUGCUGGGCCUGAAGCUCACCGGCAGGCUACCCUUCAGAGAGGUCUACCUCCAUGCCAUCGUGCGAGAUGCUCACGGCCGUAAGAUGAGCAAGUCUCUGGGCAAUGUCAUCGACCCCCUGGAUGUCAUCCAUGGAGUCUCCUUGCAGGGCCUCCAUGACCAGUUACUGAAGAGCAACCUGGAUCCCAGUGAGGUGGAGAGGGCUAAAGAAGGGCAGAAGGCAGACUUCCCAGCGGGAAUUCCUGAGUGUGGCACCGAUGCCCUUCGGUUCGGACUAUGCGCCUACACGUCCCAGGGUCGCGACAUCAACCUGGAUGUGAACCGGAUACUGGGGUACCGCCACUUCUGCAACAAGCUCUGGAAUGCCACCAAGUUUGCCCUUCGUGGCCUUGGCAAGGGCUUCGUGCCCUCAGCCACCUCUGAGCCUGGAGGCCACGAGAGCCUGGUGGACCGCUGGAUCCUCAGUCGGCUGACUGAGGCGGUGAAGCUCAGCAACCAAGGUUUCCAGGCCUACGACUUCCCAGCUGUCACAACUGCCCAGUACAGCUUCUGGCUCUAUGAGCUCUGUGAUGUCUACCUGGAGUGCCUGAAGCCUGUGCUGAGUGGGGUGGACCAGGUGGCUGCAGAGUGUGCCCGCCAGACCCUCUACACCUGCCUGGAUGUUGGCCUGAGACUGCUCUCACCAUUCAUGCCCUUUGUGACAGAGGAGCUGUUCCAGAGGCUGCCCCGGCGGACACCACAGGCACCCCCUAGCCUCUGUGUUACCCCUUACCCAGAACCCUCAGAGUGCUCUUGGAAAGACCUCGAGGCUGAAGCCGCCAUCGAAUUGACCCUGAGCAUCACUCGAGCUGUGCGCUCCCUCCGUGCCGACUACAACCUCAUCCGGAUCCGACCUGACUGUUUCCUGGAAGUGGCUGAUGAGGCUACAGGCGCCCUGGCAUCAGCCGUGUCGGGCUAUGUGCAGGCGCUAGCAGGCGCAGGUGUUGUGGCUAUCCUGGCGCUAGGGGCUCCUGCACCCCAGGGUUGUGCUGUGGCCCUGGCCUCUGACCGCUGCUCCGUCCACCUGCAACUGCAGGGUCUGGUAGACCCAGCCCGGGAGCUGGGCAAGCUGCAGGCCAAGCGUGGUGAGGCGCAGAGGCAGGCCCAGCGUCUGCGGGAGCGCCGUGCCACUGUGGGCUACCCGGUCAAGGUGCCCAUCAGAGUCCAGGAGGCAGACAAAGCCAAGCUCCAACAGACAGAAGCAGAGCUUAGGAAGAUGGAUGAGGCCAUCGCCCUAUUUCAGAAGAUGCUGUGAUACACCAACUCCAACCCUUAUAACCCCCCAGUGGACCACCAGGGGGAUGGCAGCAAUAAAUAUUUUGCCACAAAA